Cyclospora cayetanensis is the source of this 525-nucleotide messenger RNA. Its product is annotated as AP-4 complex subunit mu-like. The record is from RefSeq and is a predicted model, not a curated record. The annotation marks the transcript as partial. Gene Ontology annotation, biological process: Golgi to lysosome transport; protein targeting. The transcript has 4 exons. NCBI's taxonomy places the organism in Eukaryota, Apicomplexa, Conoidasida, Eucoccidiorida, Eimeriidae. Gene Ontology annotation, cellular component: cytoplasmic vesicle; trans-Golgi network.
GCUGCUGCUGCUGCUGCUGCUGCUGCUUGGCUUGCUGCUGCUGCCACUGCUGGUGCUGGGCUUGCUAGUGCCACUGCUGCUGCUACUGCUACUGCUUGGCUUGCUGUUGCUGCUGCCGCUGGACUUGCGGCUGCUGCUUGUGGGCUUACUGCUGCUACUUGGUUUGCUGCUGUCGCAGCGGGCAGCGAGGCGCCCCCUGUCUUCACCGUGGGGGGCCUCUCUUUUGCAUUCCUACGGCGCAGCGGCCUCUUAUUUGUGCUGGUUACGCAGCAGAACCCUUCGCCAUCCCUUUUGAUCGAGGUGCUCCUCAGGAUCGUCAAAGCCAUCAAGGAUUUUUGCGGCGUGUUGAGCGAGGAAGUUGUGCGUCGCAACUUUGUGCUGAUCUACGAGCUGCUUGACGAAGUGUGCGACUGCGGAUACCCACAGCAGUCGGCCACAGAGAGCCUCAAAUCGGCGAUUCAUUCGGAGGCAGUCCUUAUAGAGCCACAGCCUCCAAAAACUCCGGCACCAACACCCGGUCUGUAG